Lampris incognitus (smalleye Pacific opah) is the source of this 417-nucleotide messenger RNA. It is a transcript of the gene micos10, whose product is annotated as mitochondrial contact site and cristae organizing system subunit 10. The transcript has 4 exons. Gene Ontology annotation, cellular component: MICOS complex; mitochondrial inner membrane; mitochondrion. The record is from RefSeq and is a predicted model, not a curated record. Bases 5 to 232 code for a protein of 75 amino acids. NCBI's taxonomy places the organism in Eukaryota, Metazoa, Chordata, Actinopteri, Lampriformes, Lampridae.
AAACAUGGCGGAAGAUCACGCACGGAAAUGGGACCGUUGCUUAGCCGAUACCGUCAUUAAAACAGCCGCUGGCCUCAGUUUGGGCAUUGUGUUCUCGGCUCUUUUCUUCAAAAGGCGGACAUGGCCCGUGUCGUUCGGCACAGGCAUGGGAUUCGGCAUGGCGUACUCCAACUGUCAGCACGACUUCAGCUCGCCUUAUCUGCUUCACGGCCACAUGGUCAAAGACCAGUAAGAAGGGAUCGAUGACGAUUUGCUGAAGGAAGAAGUUGCUUGUCCUUUUUUUUUGUCUUGUCCUUGUUAUUUUGCAUUUUGCUGCUCGUUUCUGCCCUACGACCCAUGAAGUACCGCAUCCAGUGUGUCCACACCACAUAUAUCAGAGGGCCGUCAAUGUAUAUUUAAUAAAGUGACCAUGCAAUA